CAAUGUUUGGACUGCAGAGGCUUUGGGAGUGAGAAGCGUAUCAGGUGAGGUUCUUUUAAAUACCGCGCGAAAUUCCGGGGCCCUGAGAGCGAAGGGAAUCUCCUGACUUCUGAGCAGGACUAUUCUGCAAGAACAUGUACAGUAAUGUCACCUCAAAAGAAGGUUAAGAAUUCUCAGGCACAAAAGAGGACUUCUCAAGGUAGGAAGAAUGACCAGACUAAUCUCUUGGCCUGGAAAACAAAGGAGGACCUAAGUAACUCAAAGAGCAUCUCAAUACAUGAAAACAAUCCAGUGGAAGAUUAUGAACUUGCUGAUGAUCUAACAGAAAAUGCUCUGCAACUAGCAGUGAGCUACUUGGGGAAAGGUCCCAUUAAAACUUCACAGAGUAAAGAUAAAACCUUGGAAGAACACUUGAAAGCUGUAGAAAAUGUGGCUUGGAAGAAUGGGUUAACUCCAGAAGGAAUUGACAUUUUAUUAAAUGUGGCACUCAGUGGCAAAUUUGGGAAUGCUGUAAACACUCGGAUACUGAAGUGCAUGAUUCCAGCAACACUUAUAUCAGAGGACUCUGUGGUUAAGGCAGUCUCCUGGCUUUGUGUUGGCAAGUGUUCUGGUAGCACCAAGGUACUUUUUUAUCGUUGGCUGGUUGCAAUGUUUGACUUCAUUGAUCACAAGGAGCAAAUUAACUUGCUCUAUGGCUUCUUUUUUGCUUCAUUGCAAGAUGAUACACUGUGCCCUUAUGUCUGCCAUUUGUUGUAUUUACUUACCAGAAAAGAGAAUGUCAAACCAUUUCGUGUGAGAAAGCUGCUUGAUCUUCAGUCCAGAAUGGGAAUGCAGCCUCAUCUCCAGGCUUUGUUGUCACUAUAUAAGUUCUUUGUUCCCACUUUGAUUUCUGUAUCUUUGCCUGUAAGGAAGAAGAUCUAUUUUAAGAAUUCAGAGAAUCUGUGGAAGACAGCUCUAGUUGCUGUGAGGCAAAGGAAUCAGGGACCUUCUCCAGAACCUCUAAAGCUGAUGUUAGGUCCAGCUAAUGUCCAUCCAAUAAAAAGAAAAUGGAAUGCUCACUCAGUUAUACCAGUGCUAAAUUCCAGUAGCUGCAUCAAAGAAUGUGGAAAAAAAGGGUUGAGGCUUUCUGAUUAUCUCAGUAGCAAUGGAUUAUUUCCACUAGAACAACUUAAAAGCUUCCCUCAGCUCUUACAGAACAUCCAUUGCUUAGAGCUGCCUUCUCAGAUGGGUGCAGUGCUGAACAACUCUCUGCUACUUCACUAUAUUAACUGUGUCAGAGAUGAGUCAGUCUUACUGAGGCUCUAUCACUGGUUGAGUCAAACAUUGCAAGAAGAGUGUAUUUGGUACAAGGUGAAGAGUUAUGAAAAUGGAGAAGAAUUUACUGACUUCCUGGACACUAUCAUCAGGGCAGAGUGCUUCUUACAAGAGGGAUUUUAUUCCUGUGAAGCAUUCCUGUAUAAGAGCGUUCCUCUCUGGGAUGGCCUCUCUUGUCGGUCACAAUUCCUUCAACUUGUGAGUUGGAUUCCUUUUAGUAGCUUCUCUGAGGUGAAACCACUUCUUUUUGAUCAUCUAGCACAGCUCUUCUUUACAUCAACCAUUUAUUUCAAGUGUAGUGUUCUUCAGAGUCUGAAAGAGCUCCUGCAGAACUGGCUGUUGUGGCUUUCUAUGUACAUCCAAAUGAAACCUGUGAUGAACAGUCCUCUAGAGACAACUUUAGGUGGCUCCAUGAACUCUGUGUCUGACCUGAUUCGGUAUGUAGGGUGGCUGUCUACCAUAGCAAUGCGCUUGGAAAACAACAGUACUUUCUUGCUGCACUUUAUUUUGGAUUUCUAUGAGAAGGUGUGUGAUAUAUAUAUACAUUAUAACCUUCCGUUGGUGGUUUUGUUUCCUUCUGGGAUCUUCUAUCCUGCACUCCUCAGCCUGGAUUCCAGUAUCUUGAACCAGCUCUGUUACAUUAUGCACAGGUAUCGUAAAAAUUUGACUGCUGCAAAGAAAAAUGAGUUGGUACACAAGACAAAAUCAGAGUUCAGUUUCAGCAGCAAGACCUAUCAAGAAUUUAAUUACUAUCUGACAGCCAUGGUUGAUUGCCUGUGGACAUCCAAACCCUUCCAAAGAGGAUUUUCUAUUGACCCCAAAGUCUUAGAAAAAGCUGGAGUAACUGAAUAUAAAAACAGUUUAAAUUUAGUCCACCACCCUGCUCUGUUGAGUUACGCUGUUUCCUUUCUGCUACAGGAAUGUCCAGAAGAAAGGACAGUAAACAUGAACUCUAUUCAGGGAAAGAAAUGGAACUGGUAUUUGGACUAUUUAUUUUCAGAGGGGUUACAAGGCCUGAAACUUUUCAUAAGAAGUAAUAUUCAUCGUUCUCCUGUCCCCUGACCUGAGGGUAUAAGCAACAUGAUCAACAUUAAAUGAAUAUUGAUAGAAACUAACAGCAUACCAGCCUAAAUUCCCUACUCAUUGCUGGAAAGGCCAAGCAGCUCAACUUUUGUUUCCAUAUUCUUUUAACCAAUAGACUGCCAUCUUUGGGGAGGGCCUGGACUGGCCUUCUAUCCAUGACUCUGGAGAGCCUCCGUAUACCUAAUUGUAUUUUUUCAGGAUCUAGAUUCUUGAGCCCACUAGUGAAAAAUGACUUCAUCAUCAGACUCCACCUUCUACCAAAUUAUACAUGAAGAAAUACAUCCAUUAUG
Manis pentadactyla (Chinese pangolin) is the source of this 2687-nucleotide messenger RNA. RefSeq names its product centromere protein I (gene CENPI). The transcript is spliced from 21 exons. Gene Ontology annotation, cellular component: kinetochore. Bases 145 to 2376 code for a protein of 743 amino acids. NCBI's taxonomy places the organism in Eukaryota, Metazoa, Chordata, Mammalia, Pholidota, Manidae. The record is from RefSeq and is a predicted model, not a curated record.